AGAAUGUUAUUAUGGCAUGGAUCUAGAUUGACUAAUUGGGUUGGUAUUUUAAGUCAAGGGUUACGUAUAGCACCACCAGAAGCUCCUGUUACUGGUUAUAUGUUUGGUAAAGGUGUAUAUUUUGCUGAUAUGUCCAGUAAAAGUGCUAACUAUUGUUUUACAUCCAGGUCUAAAAAUAUUGGUAUUUUGUUACUGUGUGAGGUAUCAUUGGGUAAUGUUAAUACUUUAUUAAGUGCUGAUUAUAAAGCUGAUAAACUACCCCCAGGCAAAGACAGUGUACUAGGUGCUGGACAAGUAGCACCAGAUCCAACAUGCAAUAAAACUCUGUCUGAUGGUGUGGUAGUACCAGUAGGUAAAGGUGUAGAUACUAAAGUAAGGAAUUCUGCUGGCUACACUCUCAAUUAUAAUGAAUACAUCGUCUACGAUACCAAACAGAUUAAAAUGAAAUAUCUACUUAAAGUCAAGUUCAAUUAUAAAUAA
Molecule: messenger RNA, 480 nt
Organism: Lottia gigantea (owl limpet)
Lineage: Eukaryota; Metazoa; Mollusca; Gastropoda; Lottiidae
Exons: 4
Molecular function (GO): NAD+ poly-ADP-ribosyltransferase activity
Source: RefSeq, a predicted model, not a curated record